Molecule: messenger RNA, 1118 nt
Organism: Entelurus aequoreus (snake pipefish)
Lineage: Eukaryota; Metazoa; Chordata; Actinopteri; Syngnathiformes; Syngnathidae
Product: xaa-Pro aminopeptidase 1-like
Exons: 7
Coding region: 49-819 (256 amino acids)
Source: RefSeq, a predicted model, not a curated record
AGUUCCAUUGGCAGCAAAACAGGCCCAGAGGAUAAUACUACCACCACCAUGCUUGACGGUACGGCCAUUGUGACGGAACAGUAUGCUGCCAUGUGGACCGAUGGCCGUUACUUCCUUCAAGCCAGCCAGCAGAUGGAUAACAACUGGACUCUCAUGAAAAUGGGGCUGAAGGAAACACCCUCUCAGGAGGACUGGCUGAUUAGUGUCCUGCCAGAGAACUCCAAAGUGGGAGUCGACCCUUGGAUCAUUGCUGCAGACCAGUGGAAAACCAUGUCCAAGGCGCUGAACAGUGCAGGACACUCUCUGGUAGCUGUGCAGGACAACCUCAUCGAUGCGGUGUGGACUGACCGCCCUCAAAGACCCAGCACACAUCUCCGUACUUUGGGAUUGGACUACACGGGUAUGUCGUGGCAGGAUAAAAUCGCAGCUCUGCGAGCCAAGAUGACUGAAAGGAAAAUCACCUGGUUCGUUGCCACAGCGCUGGACGAGAUAGCAUGGCUGUUCAACCUCCGUGGUGCAGAUAUUGAGUACAACCCUGUCUUUUUCGCGUAUACGAUUGUGGGGAUCAGCACAGUAAGGCUUUUUGUAGACCAAAAGCGUCUGGCCGAUAUGUCGCUGAGAGAGCAUCUCCAGCUGGAUUCGCCCAGCAAGCCUGAGCUCCACAUCAAGACGUUACCGUAUGAAUCAGUGUACACAGAGCUGCAGGCCGUCUGCGCCGCCCUCGGCCCCAAGGACAAAGUGUGGAUCUGUGAUAAGGCCAGUUGUGCUCUCACGCAGGUCAUCCCCAAGGUGAGAGAGCACUUACUUGCUCAUAAGUGAAGACAGUAAGUGUCUGCUGCAGCUGCAGCUUGUCUGUUAUGACCACUUGUAUGAAAAACGUGAUAUUGCUGUAAAAGGCUCAUUUUUAUUUGCUUUGUGGUGCUGGUUCAGAUUACAAUCAUUGUCAUUCAAUGAGCUUUAUUUAGCUUUUGUGUUUGUGCGUGUGAGUGUGAGGACAAACACAUUCUCAGACAUCUCAGUUUCAGGGAAUAAACAGUGUGUUUUAUGUGUUCCUCUGACCUCCAAAAUUCAUGUAAAUGUUCAGAAGACCUCUUCACCUUCAAUUAGCUACACAUUCA